Messenger RNA from Penicillium paradoxum, 1323 nucleotides. RefSeq names its product anthranilate phosphoribosyltransferase. NCBI's taxonomy places the organism in Eukaryota, Fungi, Ascomycota, Eurotiomycetes, Eurotiales, Aspergillaceae. Gene Ontology annotation, molecular function: anthranilate phosphoribosyltransferase activity. Gene Ontology annotation, biological process: L-tryptophan biosynthetic process. The record is from RefSeq and is a predicted model, not a curated record. Gene Ontology annotation, cellular component: cytosol. Bases 1 to 1323 code for a protein of 440 amino acids. The transcript has 2 exons.
AUGGCAACUUCUACGCCCAAUGAUCAGCGCCCAGAGCAAAUUUCCAUCUCUCCUCUCCUCCAGCGUCUCGCAUACCCCGCGGCAGCAGGUAUCCGAGUGAGCGCAGAAGACCUGCCUGAGGUGACUGCGGAAGAGAUUGCUUCUGCUUUUGCUUUGAUCUUCGAGGACCGACUCUCUCACAUUCAGACUGCUGCUUUCCUCACAUUGCUCCACUCAACUGGGAAGGACAGGCAAGCCGAUGUGAUUGCAAAAUGUUCUCAUUGCAUGCGGAAGGCCGCUUGCCAGCCUGAGCAGGGCCCGAUUAUGAACAUUAUCCGAUCUCGCGGAAUGGGAGAAGGAAACUAUAAGGGUGGAUUGUGUGAUAUUGUCGGAACUGGAGGAGAUUCUCAUUCAACCUUCAACAUUUCUACAACUUCCUCAAUCGUUGCAUCUCCCCUUUUGAUGACAGCCAAACAUGGAAACCGCGCUCAGACAUCGACCUCUGGCGCCGCGGACGUUCUCAGUGCCAUCCAGCCCAUAUCGCCCAACAUCGCUGCCGUUACAGCUGAUAAUUUGGCCCUGGUCUACGAGAAGACCAACUAUUCUUUCUUGUUUGCUCCGAACUUCCACCCAGGCAUGAUGUACUCCAACCCUGUACGCAGGGGUCUCGGCCUCCGAACAAUUUUCAACCUCUUGGGCCCGUUGGCAAACCCCGUUGACUGGGCAUUGGAAGCACGUGUCGUCGGUGUGGCAUACCAGAGCCUUGGACCAGUAUUUGCUGAUGCUUUCAAACAAUCCGGAGCAAAGAAAGCCAUGAUUGUUUGUGGCGAGGAGGACAUGGACGAAAUCAGCUGCGCUGGAAAGACAAACUGCUGGAGACUUUCCGAGUACCCCAACCCUGAAUACAAAGCGUCCAAAGAUGAUAAGGAUGACCCAAGUGACGAGGAUACCAACAAUCCCCGUACACUGGUCAAGAUCGACACUUUCCAGCUCCAGCCAUCGGACUUCGGUCUCUCUAACCACCCCCUUAGUGAUGUGGGCGGACGCAAGUUGCCCAAGGAUAACGCAGCCAAGCUGAUGAGUAUCCUCCGAAAUGAGCUUGCUCGAGAUGACCCUAUCUUGGAGUUCGUUCUUAUGAAUGUGGCCGGUCUCCUUGUCACCUCGGGCAUCUGCGAGGCCGAUACCAGCAACAUGGGACCUGGCGAUGAUGGCAAGGUCAUCACCGAGCGCGGUCCUGGCGGUGGCCGCUGGAAGGAGGGUGUGCGCCGGGCCCGCUGGGCAAUCGAGAGCGGAGAGUCUCUGAAAAACUUGGAAAAAUUUAUAGAAGUUACUAACCUGCUCUAA